This is a messenger RNA of Aureobasidium subglaciale EXF-2481, 1141 nucleotides long. RefSeq lists its product as uncharacterized. Gene Ontology annotation, biological process: L-citrulline biosynthetic process. Gene Ontology annotation, molecular function: amino acid binding; ornithine carbamoyltransferase activity. The transcript is spliced from 2 exons. Gene Ontology annotation, cellular component: mitochondrion. Lineage: Eukaryota; Fungi; Ascomycota; Dothideomycetes; Dothideales; Saccotheciaceae. Bases 1 to 1098 code for a protein of 365 amino acids. The record is from RefSeq and is a predicted model, not a curated record.
AUGACUAUCCUACGAGCUGUCCAACGAGCUCAGGGCCUCCGCAAGCCUGUGCUGACUUCAAUCCGUGGCUAUGCUUCCUCACCUGCUCAGCCGGUGACCUCACCUUUUGCUCCUCGCCAUCUUAUGUCCAUUUCCGACUUGACCCCAGCCGAACUCACCACCCUUGUUCGCAAUGCUGCUUCUCACAAGACCGCUGUUAAGUCUGGACAAGUUCCUGCAUCUCUUCAGGGCUCUCUGUUUGGCAAGACUGUAGCUUUGACCUUCAGCAAGCGUUCCACUCGCACUCGCGUCUCCACUGAGGGUGCAGUUGCACUCAUGGGCGGCCACCCCAUGUUCCUGGGCAAAGACGACAUCCAGCUUGGUGUCAAUGAGUCCCUCUAUGACACUUCGGUUGUCAUCUCAUCCAUGGUCUCAUGCAUUGUCGCUCGUGUCAAUGGCCACGAUGAUGUUGCCAAUCUGGCCAAGCACUCAUCCGUCCCCGUUAUCAAUGCCCUGAGUGAUCUAUAUCACCCACUGCAAACCAUUGCCGACUUCUUGACUAUCCACGAAGCCUUCCCUUCUACCAAUUCUGCCAAUGCGCAAGGACUGGGUCUCGAAGGCUUGAAGAUUGCAUGGGUUGGUGACGCAAACAAUGUGCUCUUUGACUUGGCUAUCGGUGCUAUGAAGUUGGGGGUCGAUAUCGCCGUUGCCACUCCAAAGGGCUACGAGAUUCCUGCCUCCAUGCGUCAAAUCAUCCAAGACGCUGCAAAAACUUCUCCCAAGCCCGGCUCGCUCAUCGAGACAACCGUCCCCGAAGAGGCCGUGAAGAACGCAGAUAUCCUUGUCACGGAUACUUGGAUCUCCAUGGGUCAAGAGGCAGAGAAGAUUGCUCGCCUGAAGGCAUUCGAGGGCUUCCAGAUCACACCUGAGCUUGCUAAGCGUGGAGGUGCCAAGGAGGGCUGGCAGUUCAUGCACUGCCUACCCAGACAUGCCGAAGAGGUCAGCGAUGAAGUCUUUUACAGCCCAAAGAGUUUGGUGUUCCAAGAAGCAGAGAACCGUCUGUGGGCUGCCAUCUCCGCGCUAGAAAGCUUUGUUGUGAAUAAGGGCAAGAUUGUGUAAAGCAUGGAAAAAGUGAAAACUAGUUGAUAGAAGGGAAGCCUGC